CUUAAACCCAAAGCAACGUUGCUCGGACAGUCAGAUCAGAUCAAACCAACCUCCUCUGCUUCUUGUUCCUCCACUCUCCUUCUAGAACCAUCUGGAAGCAACCGUAGCAAUGCCGCUCCACCACCCCAAGCACCGCCACCACGACGACGACCUCCUCCCCUACCGCCGCUCCGAUGAUGAGGCCAAGCCGCGGCGGCCCUACACCCCCACCUUCCCCUCCUCCCCCGCCUCCGCUAACCGCCUCCUCCUCUUCUUCGCCGUCGCCUGCCUCGCCCUCGCCGCCGCCUCCUUCGCCUUCGCCAUCUCCACCAGCCGUAACCGCCAGCCCCUGCCGCAGCCUCCGCCUACUGUCGCCUUCCGCUGCGGACGCGCCGAGGACUCGCUCCGCUCCUUCCUAGCGGCCUCCUCGCACGGCAACUUCUCCGCCAGCGACAGGGAGAAGGUGCUCGCUGUCGUUGGCGUACACACGGAGCACGGCAACAUCUCCGCUGCCCGACGCGCUGCGCUCCGCGCUACCUGGUUCCCGCCCAACCCCGAAGGCAUCGUAAGUUUAGAACAUGGAACUGGAUUGUCUUUUAGGUUUGUCACUAGACGGCCAAAGGACAAAGAUAAAAUGGAAGAUCUUCAGAAAGAGGCGGAUACUUAUCAUGACUUUUUGUUUAUUGAUGCUGAUGAGGACACAAAGCCCCCACAGAAGAUGUUAGCAUUUUUCAAAGCAGCUUACCACAUGUUCAAUGCAGAAUUCUAUGUCAAAGCUAAUGAUGAUAUCUACCUGCGCCCAGAUAGACUUGCUGCUCUUCUUGCAAAAGAAAGAGCUCAGCACAAGACAUACAUUGGUUGCAUGAAGAAGGGACCAGUUGUCAAUGAUCCAAAUAUGAAAUGGUACGAAAGUUCUUGGGAACUUUUGGGUAACGAGUACUUCAUGCAUGCUUCUGGUUCACUAUAUGCUCUUUCUUCUGAGGUGGUUGAAGCUCUAGCUACUACAAAGAGUGAUAGCUUAAGGAUGUUUGAUUACGAAGAUGUUACAGUCGGCGCAUGGAUGCUUGCUAUGAAUGUAAAGCAUGAAGACAACAGAGCAAUGUGUGAUUCAAUAUGCACUCCUACCUCCAUUGCUGUAUGGGACAGUAAGAAAUGUUCAGGUACUUGUAACAUAGCUGACAAAAUAAAGCAGCUCCAUAACACCACUGUGUGCUCAAAGAGCCCAACGUUGCCACCUGAGGUGGAGGAGGAAGAAUAGAAACCAAAACAAUUUUUGCCCUUCAAAGGGUUAUGACGGUGGUGCUCCAAUUGGUGCACUGGAUUUGUCAACUCAUUUUCAUACUGCUGUAUGGUUCGCUGGCCUUGUUCCAACAGCGGCACAGUAGAGUUCGUGGAGAAUCGAUGCCAUCACAUGACGCAUAGUAUUGAGUCUAUACCGUAACCUUGUUGACCAACGUAAACAGCAAGCGACCAACAUGAGGUUCAGAUGAAGUGAUGUACCUGAUGGGACCAAUGGGCCACAGUGAUAUCUUGGCUGGAUGAUGUGUUGUUGUAUGUAUAUAUGUUGUACACAGAGUGACCUAUGCGGUCUCAUUAUAUUCUUCGCUGAUCAGAUCAUGGAUAUCUUACGAUUUGUUUUCUGAGACUCAUAUGUGCACGCGUUCGUUUUUGCACUUAUGCCGUUUGGAGACAACAAA
This is a messenger RNA of Sorghum bicolor (sorghum), 1676 nucleotides long. RefSeq names its product probable beta-1,3-galactosyltransferase 12. The coding region runs from base 110 to 1237 and encodes 375 amino acids. The record is from RefSeq and is a predicted model, not a curated record. NCBI's taxonomy places the organism in Eukaryota, Viridiplantae, Streptophyta, Magnoliopsida, Poales, Poaceae. The transcript is spliced from 7 exons. Gene Ontology annotation, cellular component: Golgi membrane. Gene Ontology annotation, molecular function: hexosyltransferase activity.